This is a messenger RNA of Anthostomella pinea, 690 nucleotides long. The record is from the annotation of a GenBank genome assembly. Lineage: Eukaryota; Fungi; Ascomycota; Sordariomycetes; Xylariales; Xylariaceae.
AUGGCUUCGGCAACAUUUGCCAUCGAGGGUGCUAUCGAAGCCAUUGAACAAGAUGGGUUUUACUAUAUGGAGGACCCUGUCAUAGGAGAUCGGAUUGCCCAGAUGGAUGCAACACAAUCCCCUUUCUGGUCUUCCAGUGAUGCAGGUCUCGAGUUUUAUCGCCUCAGCGUGUUCCAGGAUGAGCGCAUCAAAUCCAUCCUCGAGUCCUUUUUUGAACGGUGCGCUCUGGGUGAUUACCGGAGACUCGGCCAAGACCGAGGCCAUGUCUUUCAGCUCAUGCGAGGCGGUGCGAGCACAUGUGUCUUGAGUAUUCAGCUCUGGGGCAUGGGAUCGAAGGCCGUCUAUUACCGUGGCUCGCACAAAGCGCCGCAGGAGAUAUUGGGCAGUGUUCGUGCAGCAAAUCGUAUGUGGGAAGUCGCUCGAGCCAGGCUAGAGCGAGCAGGCUGCGAAGCCAAGGAGAUCGAGUUUGCAAAUGGUGGAAUCGUCAUCAUGGACUCUCGAAUCGCUUUCGAAGCCUACCAGGGAUCUCCAGUUACGUGCUCUUUCGCCACAGAAAGUCGAUUGUCAAAGUGGCGGAGGUUGGACCGUCCUCGUUCCCAAGGUGCGGCAGGACGGGUUGCCGCCUUACAGAGCGAAAGAAUUGGCGUGUACUUUGAUACUGAAGACGAGCGAACGGGCCUAGUGGAUUGA